Molecule: messenger RNA, 3257 nt
Organism: Micropterus dolomieu (smallmouth bass)
Lineage: Eukaryota; Metazoa; Chordata; Actinopteri; Centrarchiformes; Centrarchidae
Product: scavenger receptor cysteine-rich type 1 protein M130-like
Exons: 14
Coding region: 1-2919 (972 amino acids)
Cellular component (GO): membrane
Source: RefSeq, a predicted model, not a curated record
AUGGAUCACCUGGUGCUGCUGCUGCUGCUGCUGUGGAGCUCAGGACUCCAGGCUGAAGGACAACACACCUCAACAGAGCCUGAUGAUGUCAGGUUAGUGGGAGGAGCCAGUCGCUGUGCAGGAACACUGGAGGUGAAACAUAAGGGAGACUGGAGACCAGUGAUUGACUCUGACACUGACCCUGACUCUGACUCUGUCUGGACCCUGAAGGAAGCAGCUGUUGUCUGUAGAGAGCUGGGCUGUGGCUCUGCUGUUUCUGUAGGAAAGAGAAAGGAGUCUUCAGUCAGAUCUGUGUGGAGGAUCGGGUCUGACUGUGUUAGACGUACUCUGUACUGUGUAAGAUAUUACCUCGACCAAGCUUUCACCACCACCAUCCUGAAUCUCACCUGCUCAGACUCUGUCAGGCUGCUGGACGGGACUAGUCUGUGCUCAGGCAGACUGGAGGUGAAGUCUAACCAGUGGUCCUCAGUGUGUGAAGCUGACUUUGACCAGCAGGAUGCAGAGGUGGUCUGUAGGGAGCUCGGCUGUGGGGCUCCUUCAGUCCUCCAGGGGGCGCUCUAUGGAGAAGUGGAGGCUCCGAUGUGGACCAAAGAGUUCCAGUGUGGAGGCCAUGAGUCUGCUCUCCUGGACUGUAGAAGCUCAGGCUCAGCUAGAAACACCUGCUCACCUGGAAAAGCUGUUGGACUCACCUGCUCAGAGCCUGUCAGGUUGGUGGGAGGAGCCAGUCGCUGUGCAGGAACACUGGAGGUGAAACAGGGAGACUGGAGACGAGUUAGUGGCCGUUUCUCUGGCUGGACCCUGAAGGAAGCAGCUGUUGUCUGUAGAGAUCUGGACUGUGGCUCUGCUGUUUCUGUAGGACAGAGAAAGGAGUCCUCAGAUAGAUCUGUGUGGUGGAUCAGGUCUGACUGUGUUCUGUCUGGAUCUGCUCUGAGGGAGUGUGUAAGAUCAUAUUACCUUACCUACAUCCUGGAUCUCACCUGCUCAGACUCUGUCAGGCUGGUGAAUGGGACUAGUCUGUGCUCAGGCAGACUGGAGGUGAAGUCUAACCAGUCUAACCAGAGGUGGUCCUCAGUGUGUGAAGCUGACUUUGACCAGCAGGAUGCAGAGGUGGUCUGUAGGGAGCUCGGCUGUGGGGCUCCUUCAGUCCUCCAGGGGGCGCUCUAUGGAGAAGUGGAGGCUCCGAUGUGGACCAAAGAGUUCCAUUGUGGAGGCCAUGAGUCUGCUCUCCUGGACUGUAGAAGCUCAGGCUCAGCUAGAAACACCUGCUCACCUGGAAAAGCUGUUGGACUCACCUGCUCAGAGGCUGUCAGGUUGGUGGGAGGAGCCAGUCGCUGUGCAGGAACAUUGGAGGUGAAACAGGGAGACUGGAGACGAGUUAGUGGCCGUUUCUCUGGCUGGAACCUGGAGACAGCAGCUGGUGUCUGUAGAGAUCUGGACUGUGGCUCUGCUGUUUCUGUAGGAGAGAGAGAGGAGUCCUCAGUCAGACCUGUGUGGUGGAUCAGCUCUGACUGUGUUCAUUCUGGAUCUGCUUUGAAGGAGUGUGUAAGAUCAGAUUCCUCUUCCUCCAUCCUGGAUCUCACCUGCUCAGACUCUGUCAGGCUGCUGGACGGGACUAGUCUGUGCUCAGGCAGACUGGAGGUGAAGUCUAACCAGUCUAACCAGUGGUCCUCAGUGUGUGAAGCUGACUUUGACCAGCAGGAUGCAGAGGUGGUCUGUAGGGAGCUCGGCUGUGGGGCUCCUUCAGUCCUCCAGGGGGCGCUCUAUGGAGAAGUGGAGGCUCCGAUGUGGACCAAAGAGUUCCAGUGUGGAGGCCAUGAGUCUGCUCUCCUGGACUGUAGAAGCUCAGGCUCAGCUAGAAACACCUGCUCACCUGGAAAAGCUGUUGGACUCACCUGCUCAGACACUGAUCCUGUCAGGUUGGUGGGAGGAGCCAGUCGCUGUGCAGGAACACUGGAGCUGAAACAUCAGGGAGACUGGAGACCAGUGAGAUACUCUGACUCUGACUGGAAGCUGAAGACAGCAGCUCUUGCCUGUAGAGAUCUGGACUGUGGCUCUGCUAUUUCUGUAGGAGAGAGAAAGGAGUCCUCAGACAGACCUGUGUGGAGGAUCAGGUCUGACUGUGUUCAGUCUGGAUCUGCUCUGAGGGAGUGUGUAACAUCAGAUUCCUCUUCCUCCUUCCUGAAUCUCACCUGCUCUGACUCUGUCAGGCUGCUGGACGGGACUAGUCUGUGCUCAGGCAGACUGGAGGUGAAGUCUAACCAGUCUAACCAGUCUAACCAGAGGUGGUCCUCAGUGUGUGAAGCUGACUUUGACCAGCAGGAUGCAGAGGUGGUCUGUAGGGAGCUCGGCUGUGGGGCUCCUUCAGUCCUCCAGGGGGCGCUCUAUGGAGAAGUGGAGGCUCCGAUGUGGACCAAAGAGUUCCAGUGUGGAGGCCAUGAGUCUGCUCUCCUGGACUGUAGAAGCUCAGGCUCAGCUAGAAACACCUGCUCACCUGGAAAAGCUGUUGGACUCACCUGCUCAGAGCCUGUCAGGUUGGUGGGAGGAGCCAGUCCCUGUUCAGGAACACUGGAGCUGAAAUAUCAGGGAGACUGGAGACCAGUGAGAUACCUCGACUGGAGCCUGAAGGAAACAGCUGUUGUCUGUAGAGAGCUGGGCUGUGACUCUGCUGUUUCUGAAAGAUGGAGAAAGGAGUCCUCAUACAGACCUGUGUGGUCGAUCAGGUCUGACUGUGUUCAGUCUGGAUCUGCUCUGAGGGAGUGUGUAACAUCAGAUUCCUCUUCCUCCAUCCUGGCUCUCACCUGCUUAAGUAAGCCCAUAAGUGACAUCAUCUAUGACAUCAUGUAUGACAGUAUUGUCUCCAGUGUGUCCUCUCCUCUGUCUCAGUGUCUCAGUGGUUUCCACUGGAAAUUGACGUUCUAAAGUGUAGAGAGGUGGGCUUGUGUCUUUUUUUAUUUUUAUUUAACCUUUAUUUUAAACAGGAAAGUGUCUAUGACAAGUCCUGUAUUUAGCCAGUGUUGGGCAAGUUACUCAGUUGUAUAUAAUAAUUGUAUAUAAUGUAAAUGUAAAUAAUCCAGAACGCAGGGAAGCAGGAUGACAUGAAGGGACAGAUCAAGGCAGGCUGUACACACUACAACACACUGCAAUGACCGGACACAGACUGAACAGAAACAUCAAAGGGUAACACUUUAUUUGAAGGGGUGUGCAUUAAGACUGACAUGACACUGUCAUACACAUGACAUAACACCUGCCAUGAACAU